UGACAUUUUUUUGUCGCGUUUACCUUUUUGCUUGUAUUGAAUUACGAAAUAAAAACAAAUUUUUCAAUUUAUUCAUGUAUUACUUGUGUAAUAAUGGCUUCGGCAAAAGAAAAAGAUUCAGAAAUAUCGCCAGCGACGUCUACUACCUCUGUGAAAUCACAAUUCUUCGAUAGAUCGCCGUCAGUUUCCUCAGCAAAGGAUGAAAAGUGGCCGGAGCUCUUAAUAUCGCGACCAGACAACUCCUACUUCUACAGCUCUAAAACUCGUGACCCAGUUGUGAUCGAGCGCAGCAAUCUCGUCAACAUCUCAAAGCUGAUUGUCAAGGAGUUAAUCGAGCAAUCUUUGCGCUAUGGCCGCAUGCUCGACAGCGACCACCUGCCUCUGCACCACUUCUUUAUCGUGCUCGAACAUGUGAUGCGACAUGGGUUGAAGCCAAAGAAAGGUCUACUUGGACCUAAAAAGGAACUAUGGGAUAUUCUUCAAAUGGUUGAGAAGUAUUCACCAGAGGCAGCUGACAUCACCGCAAGUAUCAGGGACUUGCCUACCGUGAAAACUGCCAUGGGUCGCGCCCGCGCCUGGCUUAGACUAGCCCUAAUGCAGAAGCGGCUAGCGGAUUACCUCAGGAUUUUACUUGAACAUCGAGAGGAGACUUUGGAAGAAUACUUCGAACCCCAUGCUCUGAUGUUGAACGAGGAAGCCGUCAUAAUCACCGGUCUGCUAGUCGGACUCAAUGUCGUCGACUGUAACUUGUGUGUCAAGGAAGAGGAUUUGGAUAGUCAACAGGGUGUCAUUGAUUUCUCCCUUUACCUCCGCGGUAGCAAUUCUACCACAGACAUGACCGGCAAUGGAAACAAUGUAAAUAACGAGCCAAAACAGCGCCAUAUUAACACUAUGCUGGACCAAAAGAAUUACAUUGAAGAGCUGAAUAGACAUCUCAAUGCGACAGUGGCUAACCUCCAAGCUAAAGUUGAAGGUCUAACGACAACUAAUGCCCUUAUGAAAGAGGACCUAGCGAUCGCCAAAAAUACUAUGAUCCAACUGGUGGAAGAAAAUAAUCAGUUGAAACACGCUCUCGGCCAGGACAUAACCAAAGACACUAGGAUGAAAGUGAUGGAGUUACAAUCUGAGGAAGAGGAGAAACGUAGCGUUAAAAGUUCAGCCUCUGAUAAAGGAAAAAAUGACAAGGAUAGUGAGUCCGGAAAAUUACUUGAGGAAGAGAGAAAAAAGAAUUUGGAACUACAAAAAGAGCUAGAUUUACAGAUUUCGUUGAAAGCAGAAAUGGAAGUGGCUAUGAAACUUUUAGAGAAAGAUAUACACGACAAACAGGACACUAUUAUAUCCUUAAGGCGGCAACUGGACGAUAUAAAACUUAUCAAUCUAGAAAUGUUCAAAAAAUUACAGGAAUGUGAAAGUUCCUUGAAACAUAAAACUGAGCUAAUAGCCAAAUUGGAAGCAAAGACUGAAUCAAUGGGAAGCACAAUACAUGAACUUGAUGAAAAGUUAAAAGAAGACAGAUUGGCUAGGAACGGUUUAGAAGAGAGUGCUCGCUCUCUGGGACAGAAAGCAGCAGCGGCAGAGACAAGGGCGGUGGCGGCUGAAGGCGAUCUGAGGAUAGAACGAGAGUGGAGGAUAUCGCUACAAGAUUCUAUGAUAAGAGAUCGAGACAAAAUAUCAAUGUUAACGCAAGAAGUGGAGUCGUUGAAAUCUAUAGGACAGAAAUACUUAGCCUUGCAAGAAGAACAGCACAUAUUAAAAACGCAAUACAGUGAAGCGCAAAAAACACUAGAAGAGGUGGGGGCGACUCUGAGCGAAAACAAACUUCAGCUGGCAGAAUUGCUCGAGAAAGAAGCCAACGCAGCCACGAAUGACGAAACACCGACUUGGACAAGCGACAGGGAUGCUGUGGCUUGUACAGCGUGUGUCAAGGAGUUUAAUAUAGCCAGACGAAAGCAUCAUUGUAGGCGGUGUGGACAGAUAUUCUGCAGUGCGUGUAGCGAUAAAGCUGUAGCGUUACCUGGAAACUCUAAACCUGUGCGAGUGUGCGACGCUUGUUAUUCAGAGGUUCGUCUCACAUAGAUAACAACCAAUCAGCACAGGUUUUAGAUUGUGGACAGAUAUUCUGUAACGACAAAGUUGAGGCAAGUGUGUGAUGCUUGUUAAACCGAAAUUGGUUGUGAUUUCAACCAACCAGCGCAGGUUUCGCAGACAGUGUUGACUAACAUUCUACAGCGUUGUCCUGUAGCGUUGCCUGACAACUGCAAAACUUUGUUACGCCGAUGUCAGACUCGCAUAAAAAAUAAUAAUAACCAAUCGGUACAGGUUUCACUUGUUUUACAUUAUGCCAUACGCUAUUGUUUAUAAGUAAUAACUAUUUAUCGAAAUCAAUGUAGUUAAUUAGAAUCCAGCUUAUGCCACAGACAACGAAAAGUGGGAGUUGUCAUGGAUUUAUAUUGAAUUUAAAUUAUAUGUUUAUAUACGUUUGAAGAAAUACCAAACUUCCAUCGAGAAUAUUUUUUCAUGAUUUUAAGUAAAGUAAAUAAAACCAUCGAUGUAUAAAUAUAACCAAUAGCUUCAUUCGUUUUUUGGAAAAUUAAGGGCUGAUAAUAGUAAGUAAAUAAUGAUCAAUUGAAAUGUGCAUACUAGAUGUUUAAAUAUUUUUAUUAUACAUAUAUAAAUAUAUAUACUGUUUUGGUUUUAUUAGACGAAAUUUAAAAUAAUAAAUAUUGUCGGUUUGAUUGGCAGAGAAUGCUUUGCGGCAUUAUGUCCACCUGUUGUACAUUUUACAUGCAUAAAGUUUAAAUAAAUAAGUUAUAUAAACUGCCAAUAGUUAGGAUAUUGAAGGUAAUCAACUGUGAAUAGAUUUUUGGGUUAAAAAUACCGAAAACAUCUUAAAAUGUUAUGGAAGAGAUAAAAAUCGUGCAUUGAAACUACAUUUAUAUACUUAGGUAAAUUUAUAAUAAAGAUUUUGUUUGAUGUAUAUUUUAUAAUUCGAAUUUAAUUCCAAAUCGGUAUUAUAUGUAAGUACUAUAAAUAUUUUGUUUUUAGAAACGGACGGAUCGUGUGAUUAAAAUAAUUAAAUAUAGACUGAGUGCAAGUUAAAAGACUAAAAUUUAUUUAAAUACAUAUAUUGUGUUAUAAAAUAAAAUAAAUUUAUAUUUGCAAGAUUAUUGGUUUCUUAAUUUAUAUUGUGUUUUAUCUAUCAGUUUGUCGCAUUAAUUCUUUACCUUCGUGAUAUGUUUUCCAUCCAGCGUCGCGUGAAAAAUACACAGUCUUGGUGUAUUUUUUGUAAAUAGGUAUUUCGUGUAAAACCAGCAAACAGCGAAAUAUUAUAAUUUGUAAGCUACCUAUUUUGUCUAUAUUUAUGAAAUGUACAUAAUUAUAAAGUGGUUGCUUGAAGUGUUUUGUAUAACUAUGAAUUCUUUAUAUUACUGAAUAUGUGUAAAAUAUAAUAAUGUUCUUUGACAUGUAAAAAAAUAAAUAUCAAAUGGACAAACUUGUGU
This is a messenger RNA of Amyelois transitella, 3500 nucleotides long. Its product is annotated as RUN and FYVE domain-containing protein 2. NCBI's taxonomy places the organism in Eukaryota, Metazoa, Arthropoda, Insecta, Lepidoptera, Pyralidae. The record is from RefSeq and is a predicted model, not a curated record. The transcript is spliced from 14 exons. Gene Ontology annotation, molecular function: metal ion binding. The coding region runs from base 94 to 2076 and encodes 660 amino acids. Gene Ontology annotation, cellular component: cytoplasm.